Debaryomyces fabryi is the source of this 360-nucleotide messenger RNA. RefSeq lists its product as uncharacterized. The record is from RefSeq and is a predicted model, not a curated record. The transcript has a single exon. NCBI's taxonomy places the organism in Eukaryota, Fungi, Ascomycota, Pichiomycetes, Serinales, Debaryomycetaceae. The coding region runs from base 1 to 360 and encodes 119 amino acids. Gene Ontology annotation, biological process: mitochondrial respiratory chain complex III assembly.
AUGAGUAACAUAAGAGCCAUAAAUGCAUACAGAAAUGCUCUCAGAGCUACAAGAGUUGCUUUCAAAAACGAUUUGCCUGUUUUAACAGCAGCUAGAACUCAAAUAAAGCAAGGAUUUAUUGAUAAUAAAGACUUGGCUCAACAAGAACAACAGCAAGAAGCCAUAGAUAAAAUGAACGAGGUAAGCCAGUUCUUGAUCAAAAAUAUCGUUCAAGGUGAAAAGCAAGAAGGCGAGAAAUACUUUUUGAAAUUUCAUGAUCGUACUGAAUUAGGAGAUAAUGAAACAAUCAAACAAUCGAAAGCAGAAAUGGGUUCAUUAGCAGGUGCUAAGGUCAAAAAAUGCAGUGACAUUAAAAAGUGA